AUGGGAGAACCUGGGGCACAACGAACUAGUUUGCCCGACAACUCCAACCCUGAUGCCAAGGCUGAGGGUGGCUCAGCGCAGGAGCCAGGUGAUGGUGGCCCGGCCCCUCAGAGCACCGUGUAUGAGAGCCGCUGGCUCCGGGACCCUGCCCGAGCAGAGCUAGGACUUGAUGACCCAGAGGAGGAGAUUCUCCCAGAAGAGAUGGCCAAGGACGAGAUCCCCGAGGUCCUGGACCCGGAAGAGGCUCUGGAACAAGACUUGGAGGAGGAGGUCAUUGAAAUAAGCCAGCUGUCUGUCACUGACAAGCCCCUCAGCACCUCCACAGUCGGGGGCAGGAGCAGGAGGAGGAGAAGGAGGAGUCAGCGGCUGCUGGAGCUGUCAAAGCCCAAGACCAACUGGCAAACCUUCAGGGACAGGAUGGGGUGCUGUUGUAAGGGCUAUGCCUGGAUUGCCCCACGCAAGACCAACUUGCAGUUCUGCCUGUAUUGGCCCUCUGUGUACUGGACCAAGCGCUUUCUUGAGGACACUACUCUGACCAUCACAGUGCCUGCGGUGUCGCACAGAGUGGAGGAGCUGGCGCGUCCCCGGAGGUUCUUCUCGGAGUACUACAACAACAACAGGACCACACCCAUCUGGCCCAUCCCACGGUCCACCCUGGAGUACCAACCAACUAAUCGGCUGAAGGAACUGGCUGUCCCGAAGGUUCGCAAUAACAUUUGGAACAUGAAUAUGUCCGAGGUGUCCCAGGUGUCCAGAGCAGCCCAGAUGGCAGUGCCUACCCCGCGGAUUGUACAGCUGUCGAAGCCCAAGGUCCCGGCCGCCCUGAUGGAAGAGUGGGACCCCAUGCCAAAACCCAAGCCCCACGUGUCCGAUUAUCACCGCCUCCUUCAGCUGGCCAUGCCCAAGGCCCAGUCGGACCAGUGUGUUCCUGACCGCAGUCCUCGUUGGGAGGUGCUGGAUGUCACCAAGAAGGCGGUGGCCAGCCCACGGAUUAUCUCCCUAGCCCAACCCAAAGUGCGCAAGGACCUCAAUGAGGGCUAUGACAGGCAUCCCCACGCCUCUACGAGCUUGCCACACCCAAAAGCAUCACCAAGAAAAUGUGACCACUGGGCCCGUCCUCCAGCCUAG
Jaculus jaculus (lesser Egyptian jerboa) is the source of this 1128-nucleotide messenger RNA. RefSeq names its product theg spermatid protein (gene Spmap2). The record is from RefSeq and is a predicted model, not a curated record. Lineage: Eukaryota; Metazoa; Chordata; Mammalia; Rodentia; Dipodidae. The coding region runs from base 1 to 1128 and encodes 375 amino acids. Gene Ontology annotation, biological process: spermatogenesis. The transcript is spliced from 9 exons.